Pseudoliparis swirei is the source of this 1654-nucleotide messenger RNA. It is a transcript of the gene hmg20b, whose product is annotated as high mobility group 20B. Gene Ontology annotation, biological process: regulation of gene expression. NCBI's taxonomy places the organism in Eukaryota, Metazoa, Chordata, Actinopteri, Perciformes, Liparidae. The record is from RefSeq and is a predicted model, not a curated record. Gene Ontology annotation, cellular component: nucleus. The transcript has 9 exons. The coding region runs from base 125 to 1009 and encodes 294 amino acids.
AGAUGGCAGACUGCUUUAUCUUCCUGUUUGGCUGAGGGGAUAAUUAUCGGGCUUCUCCCCACGACCUAAACCCGAACCGACUAAGACCCGUCUCCCCCAGUUGCAUCGUCCCCGCUCAGAGGCUAUGGGUGGGAUCAAACAGGAGCAGAGUGAUGCCUCGCACCAGUCUAAACCAUCACACUCCGCAGAUCCGCCGCAAGAAGAGCCGAAGAAGAGAGGCUGGCCGAAGGGAAAGAAGAGAAAGAAGGUGCUACCAAACGGUCCCAAGGCGCCGGUAACCGGAUACGUCCGCUUCCUGAACGAGCGGCGAGAACGCAUGCGGGCCAGAUACCCGGACUUACCGUUCCCAGAAAUCACCAAGAGGCUCGGAGCAGAGUGGACACAACUGGCCCUGAACGACAAACAGCGCUACCUGGACGAGGCGGAGCGGGAGAAGAUGCAGUACGCCCAGGAACUGAAGGACUAUCAGCAGACGGAGGCCUAUCAGAUCACCAGCGCGAAGAUACAAGACAAGAGGAUCAAGAAAGAAGACACGCCGUCUGUCAUCAUCAGCACGAGUUCAGAGUCCUCCGUAUCAAAGCCGUCUGACCUCCCCAGAGGAUUCGACAUCCCCAUCUUCACAGAGGAGUUCCUCGAUCAGAACAAAGCUCGGGAGUCUGAGUUGCGGCGGCUCCGUAAGGCCAACAUUGAGUUUGAGGAGCAGAACGCGGUGCUUCAGCGCCACAUAAAGGACAUGUACAGCGCCAAGGAGCGCCUGGAGGCCGAGCUGGGGCUGGACGAGAAGCGCACCCAGGCUCUCCACCAGAACCUGCUGACCAUCAAACACACACUGGUCAACAGUCUGUCGUCGGUGCCCCUGCCAGGCACAGGAGAGACGGCGUCUCACGGGAACCUGGACUCCUACCUAAGUUGUCUCAACGGAGCGCUGGAGGGAAACCCUCACAAGCACCGCGCGCUGCUCAGCCAGCUCUGCGAAGUCCUGGCUCACCUGGACAGCGAGAAGUUGUGAGGAGACUUCAGCCGGCGACCCGUUCGUUCCUGCAUCAGAGGGACGCGUGGGAGGCUCGUGGGGUUAAAGGUCAAGUCAGUGCCAAUCGAUGGAGCAUGUGGAUAUCUCAAGGAGAGUAAAGGCAGUGGUGCAGAUGCUACAAAACACCACACACACACACGCACGCACAGAGUCCGCGUCUACAUGCCGCUUCUUUAUACACAUAUGUCAAAUGUGUAUUCACGAGUUAUUGUGAAUGUGAAUCUGUGCAGCAGGGUUUAGGGUUUUUACACUUCAGGAAUUUCAUUAAAUGUAAUGUUAUAUUAUCGUCAAAUCUGAUUUUAAUGAAGUCAAAUUGGAUUGACCCUAACCUCAUUGUGUAGUAUCCGCAGUUCCCUGCAGGCUCACCACCUGUCCAAUAAGACAAGCCGAAUUAUUUGUUUACAAUAAAUGCCCUUUGGUAUUUGGUGGGUGGGUAUAAUGUGUAGUGUUAUUUAGAAAGCAUGAACAACUAUAACAAUUAAACUGGAAAGGGUGAAAAUGAAAUGUUGGGGUUUGAUUUUACAUUGAUGAUGGCAGGUUGUUGAAUGGACAAGCAGUUUCACAUGUCAGAAUAUUGUAUAUUUGUAUUUUCUGAAAUGUUCAUUAAACCAAACUGAACAUGUU